UUAUGAAUAUGCGAUGAUUGAGAAAAAGCAAAACGGUGAUAGAUCAGGAAUACAACAGAAAAACAAACAAAUAAUGCAGAGAGAGAAGGUGAUAAUAGUCGGAGGCGGAACUUCCGGCAUGGCCGCAGCAUCAUGCUUAACGAAGCAAUCAAUACCUUACAUCAUCCUCGAAAGAGAAGAUUGUUCGGCUUCCAUGUGGAAAAAGUACACGUACGAUCGUCUCCAUCUCCAUUUGGUCAAGCGAGUGUGCGAGUUACCGUUCUUUCCGUUUCCCAACUCUUACCCUAACUACGUGCCUCGGAAGCUGUUCGUCGAAUACUUGGAAACCUACGAGAAGCAUUUCGACAUGAAGAUUUUGUAUCACCGCUGCGUGGUGCUGGCGGAGUAUGACGAAGCGGAACAGCUCUGGAGAGUGAAGGCUCAGAACAGAAGUACUGGUGAAGUGGAGGAGUACGGUGGAAGGUUUUUGGUGGUGGCAAGUGGCGAAGAUAAGCCUCACGUGCCUAGGGUUGAAGGGUUGGAGAGUUUCAGAGGAAGAGCGAUUCAUUCAACUUCGUACAGAAACGGGAAGGAGUACAGAGAUGAACAUGUUCUGGUUGUUGGAUCUGGGAAUUCUGGCAUGGAGAUUGCGCUUGAUUUGGCCAAUUUUGGUGCUAAGCCUUCCAUCGUUGCUCGCACUCCGGUUCAUUUUCUUUCGAGGAAUAUGAUGAAUUAUGGGUCGCUUUUGUUAUGGUAUUUGUCAACAGAAACAGUGGAGAAACUGUUGGCGAUAGUUAGCAGGAUUGUGUAUGGUGAUCUGAGUAAGUAUGGGCUGCCGUUUCCCAGUGAAGGUCCUUUCACCAUGAAGAGAAAGUACGGUAAGUUCCCGGUCAUUGAUUUGGGAACAAUCAAGAAAAUCAAAUCUGGAGAGAUACAGGUGGUGCCCACAGAAAUAGAGAGUAUAAGAGGCAACGAAGUGUUGUUCCGAGGUGGCAAAUCGUUCCCCUUUGAUUCAAUUAUUUUCUGCACAGGCUUCAAGAGAACCACUCAAAAGUGGCUCAAGGGAGGUGAAGAUCUUCUGAACGAGGAUGGUUUUCCUUGGUCGCAAAAUCAAUGGAAGGGUAAGAACGGUUUGUACUGCGUUGGAAUGGGAAGAGCAGGAUUCUAUGGAGCCAAUGCUCAGGCUCGAAACAUAGCAAAUGAUAUUGCCUCCUUAGAUCCAUAAACAAAGAAAAGGAAUAUUUGUAAAAGUUAAUUAUAAUAAAUUUAGAAACUUUCUAAUAAAUUUGGAUUGUA
Messenger RNA from Vigna umbellata (rice bean), 1275 nucleotides. RefSeq names its product putative indole-3-pyruvate monooxygenase YUCCA10. Gene Ontology annotation, molecular function: NADP binding; flavin adenine dinucleotide binding; N,N-dimethylaniline monooxygenase activity. NCBI's taxonomy places the organism in Eukaryota, Viridiplantae, Streptophyta, Magnoliopsida, Fabales, Fabaceae. The record is from RefSeq and is a predicted model, not a curated record.